This is a messenger RNA of Adineta ricciae, 303 nucleotides long. The record is from the annotation of a GenBank genome assembly. Lineage: Eukaryota; Metazoa; Rotifera; Eurotatoria; Adinetida; Adinetidae.
AUGCAUCGAAACUGCUAUUUAGUCGGACUAUUCUUAGCCUUAACUUUUGUCGUCCUACAUGCACGAAAUGUCCCAUACGAUCUGAUCGAACAAAUCGAUGAUGAACCUAACAGCAAUACUGAUGAACAACGACGAGAGAUCUUCUUUGAUCGUAUACCUUCGAAAUCAGCAUCCAAUUCCAAGAAACUUAUCAUCCAUAUCGGAAAUGAACACAACUAUCCAUACGAAGCCGAUCGUUCAAUGGCAUUUGCUCGUCGUGCCAAAGCGAUCGUCAAAGGUGAUCCAAGAGAAUUCAUGGGAUAA